This is a messenger RNA of Mya arenaria, 1857 nucleotides long. Its product is annotated as zinc finger MYM-type protein 1-like. The coding region runs from base 1 to 1857 and encodes 618 amino acids. The transcript is spliced from 6 exons. The record is from RefSeq and is a predicted model, not a curated record. Lineage: Eukaryota; Metazoa; Mollusca; Bivalvia; Myida; Myidae.
AUGUUUCCCCCUUACCCCGACCCUGGAGAUUCCGAUGGUUCGUGGAAUGAUGAAUUCAAACUCAGACUUUUAUCACAGAAGUGGGAGUUGGUCAGUGAUUUUAAAUUUCCAUCGAGAAAUAUUGGCGGUAAGGAGAGAAAGUUUAAUGCUAGCUGGUUGUCCGAGCACACAUGGUUACGCUACUCCCUGAAGAAGGACGCUGUGUUCUGUGCUUGUUGCCUGGUGUUUUCAAAAGGUGAGAAGGAAAAGACGUUUAUCAGGACCCCUGUUAACGACUGGAAGAACUUUUCGAAACUUGUCAAAACGCAUGCAUCGUCUGCAAAUCACAGAGGUUGUUCAGUUCUUGCUGAAAAUUUUGUUGAUGUAUCCACUGGUAAAGCUCUCUCCAUUAAUCAGCAAUUGUCAUCGUCUAUUAAAUGCACAGUGGAGCGAAACAGGCAUGUGCUGUAUGAAAUUAUUGAAACCUUGGUUCUCCUAGGAAAGCAGAACAUUGCUGUAAGAGGACAUACUGAGGACAGGAGUAAUUUUAUGGCAAUUUUGCAGUCCAAAGCAAGGAAUGACGAAAUUCUGGCAGAUCAUCUGGCAAAUGCUCAAUCAAACGCAAAGGUAGAAGAGAAGCAUGUCGUUCGGGAACAGUUUUUAGGGUUUGUCACUUGCAAGUCUAUAAAGGGAGUAUAUUUGGCACAAGGCAUACUCGAAUAUCUGCAAGGCACCGGCUUAGAUAUUUUGAAGAUUCGGGGCCAGUGUUAUGAUGGCGCAGGAAACAUGGCGGGCAAGUACAAUGGUGUUCAGGCGCUCAUCCGUGAAAGAUUACCACUCGCUCACUACACCCAUUGUAAGUCACAUUGCCUAAACCUGUCAUUGGUCCACAGCUCCAAACUUCCAUGCGUCAGGACCAUGAUGUCUACAGUGCAGGAUAUCGCCUUUGCGUUUGACUACUCUGCGAAACGCCUCACAACAUUUGCAGAUGAACUGUCAGAAGACGUUGUUACAAAGCAAUCGAUGGAAGGCCGACAGAAGUUGAAGACCUUGUGUGAAACAAGGUGGAUGAGCAGGGCAGAUGCGCUUCGUACAUUCAAGAAUGCCUACCGCGUUGUCGUCCAUGCGCUCGAAACUCUGCAGGAAAAUGGUGACGUCAAAGCCAGCGAUCACCUCAACGCUAUUCUGCAGUUCCAGUUUAUUGUUACUCUUGUGGCAACAGAGCACAUCUUGAGCAAUCUAGUAGGACUUACAGCAGUUCUUCAAGCGGUGGACAUGGAUCUCUUGGAGGCAAUCGAGCAAACGAAGGUGGUCAUGCAGAUAUAUCAAGCUGAGAGGGAUGACCCCCUUGUAUGGGAUGCCCUUUAUCAGGAAGCUGUGACCGUAGCUGACGAGUUCCAGAUUGACCCAGCAGUGCCACGACAAGCAGCCAGACAGAGGAACAGGGCGAACUAUGAUGUACAGGACCCGAGUCGGUAUUGGAAGGUCUCCGUCUUCUACGUUUUUGUUGACCACUUGCUUCAAGAAAUGGAUACUCGUAUCCUAAAGAAUGAAGAGCGCUUCCAGGCUCAAUGGUUAAUUCCAACCAAAUUUGAAGGUCUCCUGCCGGCCAAUGUGGACAGGAUCUACGAGGCCUAUGAACCAGACCUGCCCAAGACUCGGCAAGAGUUCAGCGAGGAAGUAAGCAGGUGGAAUCUGCGAUGGCAGCUGAAUGAUGCAAAGCCUUCGACACUGCUGGCGACACUCAACAAGACAUCGGAGGCAGCUUAUCCCUGCAUAUACAUUAUACUGCAAAUACUGCUGACCAUGUCUGCCACAUCCGCCUCAUGUAUUAAAAAGCCAAACAAACCAAGUGUUUAUGGGACCGGCGCACCGUAA